Messenger RNA from Drosophila kikkawai, 1732 nucleotides. RefSeq names its product L-dopachrome tautomerase yellow-b (gene yellow-b). The record is from RefSeq and is a predicted model, not a curated record. Gene Ontology annotation, cellular component: extracellular region. NCBI's taxonomy places the organism in Eukaryota, Metazoa, Arthropoda, Insecta, Diptera, Drosophilidae.
GCUCAACGGACUUUUAGUUUCGUUUCGAGCUUCGACUCUGCCGGUUGUGAGGCGGCUGUUUUCGUGCGUGAUCUUUGUGAAAAGGUAAUAGAUUAGAGUCAUGUUGCGUGCCAGUCUGGGACUGCUCCUCCUGUGGGCACUGGCUGCCCAGGGAAACGAUAAUCUCCGCGUGGCCUACGAAUGGCGGGAGAUGGACUUCAAGUACGCCAGUCCGGACCAGAGGUGGUCGGCCAUCGAACGCGGCGAGUUCAAGCCGGCCAAUGUGAUACCCUUCGGCCUGGAGGUGGCCGGUCAUCGCCUCUUCGUCACCCUGCCCAGAUGGCGGGCCGGAGUGCCGGCCUCGCUGGGAUACCUUGAUCUUAAUGACACUUCCAGUAAGAUGCCCGCUCUGAAGCCCUUCCCUAGCUGGCAGGCUCAUAGUCAGCUGGAAACAGAACCGGAGUUGGUCUCUCCUUUCCGUGUGAAAGCCGAUCGAUGUGGCCGACUCUGGGUGCUGGACUCUCGUAUCUCCGGGGUUUUGGACAAGACCAGAAUAUAUGGAGCACCUCAGCUGCUGGUCUACGAUUUGCACAAUGACGAUCUGCUGAGACGACACGUUCUUCCCGCCGAUCAGGUGAAGCAGGCCUCUCUGUUUGCCAAUCUGGCGGUGGAGGAUUCUGACUGCGAGAACAGCUUCGCCUACGCUGCGGAUCUGGGCAAUCCUGGCCUGGUGGUGUACUCAUGGAAGGACCAGGAGUCGUGGCGAGUCCAGCAUCACUUCUUCCACCCGGAUCCAUUGGCCGGUAACUUCAGCAUCAAUGGCAUUGAUUUCCAGUGGGACGAUGGCCUGUACGGUCUGACUCUCUCAAAGCCCUUGGAGUCGGGCUACUCCACACUGUACUUCCACCCACUUUGCUCGACCAUGGAGUUUACUGUGGAUACGGGAAUACUGCGAAACAAAACCCUGGCCACAUCACCUGAGAUUUAUCGCGAGUUCAAAGUCCUGGGCUCCAGAGGAAGCAAUACCCAGGCUGGGGCUGAGUUCCUGGACCCUGACACGGGUGUCCUUUUCUACACUCUGCCCAAUCUCAAUGAAGUGGCCUGUUGGCGCACAGCCACUGAUUUUACCCACAACUCCCAGAGCCGCAUCUACAUGAGCAACGAGUAUUUGGUGUUCCCAAGUGACGUCAAGGUGGACGACCAGAAACGCCUGUGGGUCCUGUCCAAUCAGCUGCCCGUGUUCAUUUACGAUGAGCUUUACGCCGGUUCCAUUAAUUUCCGAAUUCUAACUGCUAGCGUCAAGGAGGCCAUCGAGAAUACCGCCUGCGAAAUCAGAACCUCCCCUCUGCCGGAUAUAAUUAACAAGUUUGGUGACAUUCUCAACACCAACAUUAAUUUGAAGACAACUUCGGGAGCUUCCCUCUUGGGAGUGAGCUCUCUAGUUGGUCUUAGUUUGCUGAUGAGCUUAAGAAUCUAGGUCUAAGUAUCGUAACACACACUCAAAUUAAAUAUUUUCAGAUUUUCAUUAGUUUGAAAUAGUCUUUUAAGAAAACAAAAAUAGUAGUUGGCAAUUGUUACAAGUUUUAUAAAGAUAUUUCAGAUUUUUUGGAAGUGAAAAAAUAUAAAGUAACGUUAAAUGUUUCUAAAAUAUACGAAAUACAUUUAUUUGAGUGCAGUUGUAUUGUAAGAAGUUAUAGGCUAAGAAAAUUGUAACGUUGUUUGUAUGUAAUGUUGAUUAAAUGUAAGAAGUGAA